UAUAUAUAUAUAUAUAUAUAAUGUUCAACAUGAUAUAUAUCUAUUUUGCGAAAGGUUCAUCAGCGGGGUCAACUAAGCGAAUAUGUGCUCCAUCAAAGAACCAAUCCAAUAGAGUGUUUUCAAUGGUUUCAGAAUUGUGGUCAGCAGGAAAUAUGGGUAUUUUGUAGCCUAUAUAUGAAGCCACACUACGAACAAAGAGGAAUGUAAGUAUGGCCAUAUAUCCAUCUUUGGCACUUUUUAGAGGCAACGCGUGGAGUAUUUGAUGUGUGAAAUCUUUGAGCAAAGUCAUAUCACCUUGGUUGACAGUGGUGUGAUUCUUGAUUUGAUCGUGUAAGCCUUCCAAAAGCAUAUUUCUUAUUUUAAAAGUAUCAAACGUCGAAUUCAGAAUGAAAAUCGGCAAUUUGACACAAUCCAAUAAAUUUUGGGGAAAGAAGCAAGCAGUGACACUCAUUUGGAAGUGCAAUGCGUGAAAGUGCCUUCUUGAGAUGAUGCACACCCACUACAAUGCUGAAAACUAUUUCAAAAAACUUCGCCCUGCUGAGAUCUUUCAUGUGAAGAAAGAGUGGACCAUCUGCAUGAGAUAUUACUCGCACACUCUUAGAGAAUUGGCCGCAGAAGCGGUCACAGUGUAUCAUCACGCCUAGGCCGCCGGACGAUCCUCCGGUAAGAAGAACAUUUCGUGCGCCUCUCAUUGCUUUCACUAUCAACUCUUUGAUGACAAUAUUGAAGAUCCUGACACAUCUGCAGUAGAGCUUCGUUACAGGGUCAGGUUUGUUAGAAUCUCCGGCAAAUGAUCCUCCAUCACAAUAUCUUACUAAAACUUGAUUCCAGUUUAAAAAUAAUUUUCAGUUGCAUGAACAGAAAAUACAUCUUUAAAUGUCACAGUCUGCAUGUGAUGUGUAGAACCAACAUCACCUGUUGCAUGACUCUCACAACUCUCAACAAAAUUAUGACUUGUGUGAUAAAUGUUGUUGUUCAAGCACCAUCCUGCUCCUUGAAGGUACACCAGCCAAUUUUCCGCACCAUGGCUCUAUCUUUUGUCUCAGUUAUAUGUUAGUGCACUUUCGUCCAGACAAACAACCCCUCUGCAAUGGCACUUUCAAUAACAUUAGUUGGAAUUUGCUCGCCACAACUGUUUGAUGCAUUUGAUGAUUGGUUCAUCACCAAUGUCACUACUACAUAGAAAGUAAAGAGAUGUAUCAUCACACUGUUUGACCAAACAAACAUUUUAUCAAAGGUAGACUUUUUCUAAAUCUUUUCUCGUAGAGUAAUGGAAAGUGCAAACUUAGCUCUUUGGGAUUUUGUAUACACUUGAUCAAUGCACAUAACCUGACUAUAUAUAUGAUGAGCUGAGAAAUUACGUGUAUCUUUGAUUUAAAUUUGUAAUGAUAUGAUGGGGGUAUAAUAUAUCACUUGCCAUGCAGUAAAAAAAAAUUAGAGGUUGGGGCACGUUGAUGGAGCGUGUUUGGCUAGGUAAGGCUGAAUUAAAGGUGAAAUCAUCCAUUGUGACACAACACGUGCAAUACAAAGUAUAUUAAAUGAAGACAGUAUUAUAUUGCAAAUUUGAAUCAAGUAUAAAGAUAGGUGGCGAUCUUAUCUAAUUUAAUUAUUUUAGAUAGUUCCUCAAUAUAAUUGGGGAUUGUAAAAUAUGCUCUUUUCAUUUUCUUUUUUUGUAAUCAUAAAAAAAAUUGUUCAAAAUACAGAAACACCUGAAAUAUUUGAGUUACUUUAUCUCAUAUUUGCCUCAAUUAUUCAAUGCAACAUUAUAUCUCAGUUUUGGAGGAAAACUAAUUUAAGAUCGGCUAUAUUUGCUUUAAUAAUUUCAUUUUUUAUUAAGACAAUUUUCCUCCAAAAUUUUGUAUUGCACAUGUUGUGUCAUAAUGGAUGAUUUCACCUUUAAUUAUGCCUUACCUAGCCAAACACACUCCAUCAAUGUGCCCCAACCUCUAUUUUUUAAUACCUGGCAAACAGUAAAAUUGUCCAACUCGUCGUAUAUUUUUUUUUAAAAGAAAAUUUAUUAGAUAAAAAGAAGUUGGGUACAAUGCAUGAAAGAAAAAAGAACAGAAGGGAAAAAUACAAUAAAAUAAAAGACUAUUCCCAUGGGAAUUUUUUGGCCUGCGAUCUAGUCCGCAUGCUAUGGCGCCGUUUAUUCUUCUGUGAUUUUUUGUAGAUCUUAAGCUGCGUGUUCAGAUUCUCUGUUGGCAAACAAGUGUCCCGAGUGAUGAAUUGUGAUUUAAAGCAAAUCUCUCUAUUGAAUUGAGAGUCCCUAAUGUCUUCCUGACUAGAAAUAGGGAGUCGUCGUGUGCUAUCAGUUGCAUGCCCUAGGAAGUCACCAGAAAAGAAAGAGUCGUUUGAUGGGUCGAAACUGUCUGAGGCAUCUGAGUAGGCUUGAGUCAGCAUUGGUUGUUUUCCUGGGAAUUGAAAGUUUUGUUUCUCCUUACAAAACGGUAGUAUGCCCCCAUCAUAUCCUUACAAAUUUUAAUCAAAGAUACAAGUAAUUGCCCUGCUCGUCGUAUAUAUAGUUCGAUUAUGUACACUGAUCUGUGUAUACAAAAUCCUAGAGAGCUAAGUUUGCAGUUUCCAUUACCCCAUCAGAAAAGAUUUAGAUAAAAUCUACCUUUGAGAAAAUGGUUGUUUGGUCAAACGGUGUGAUGAUACAUCUCUAUUUUCUAUGUAGCAUGAAAUUGGUGAUGCACAUAUCAUCAAAUGCAUCAAACAACAGUGGUGAGCAGAUUCUGAUUAAUGUUAUUGAAAGUGUCAUUGCAGAGGGGAUUGUUUGCCUGAAUGGAAGUGCACUAGCAUAUAACUGGGAGACGUACAGGAAAGGGUCAUGGUGCGGAGAAUUGGGUGGUGUACCAUCAAGGAGAACGAUGGUGCUUGAACAGUAGCAUUUAUCACACAAGUGAUAAUUCUGUUCAGAAUUGUGAAAGCCAUGCAGCAGGUCAUGUUGGUUCUUCCCAUCACAUGCAACAUGUGACGAUUAAAAUGAAUUUCAUGUUCAUGCAAAUGAAAGUUAUUUUUUAACUGGAAUCAGGUUUUAGUAAGAUAUUGCGACGCGGGAUCAUUUUCCGGAGAUGCCAAAAAACUUGGCCUCGUAACAAAGCUCUACUACAGAGGUGUCAGGAUCUCUAAUGUUGUCGUCAAAGAGUUGAUUGCGAAAAGAAUGAGAGGUGCGCAAAAUGUUCUCCUUGCCAGAGGAUCGACCAGCGGACUGGGCGUGAUGAUAUACUGCGACCGCUUUUGGGGUCAAUUCUCCAAGAGUGUGCGAGUGAAAUGUCUAGUAGACGAUUCACCCUUUCUUCACAUAUAUGAAAGAUCCCUACAUGACAAAGUUUUUGUAACUGAUUUCACCACUAUACUGGGUGUGUAUCUCAGGAAGGCAUUUCCCACGCAAUGCACUACCAAAAUGAGUGUCACUACUUGCUUCUUCCCUCAAAAUGUGUUGGAUUCUGUCAAAUCGUAGAUUUUCAUUCUGAAUUCGGCAUUUGGUACUUUUAAAAUACGAAACCUGUUUAGGGAAGGCUUGCAUGACCAAAUAGAGAAUCACACAGUCUUCAGCCAAGGUGAUAUGACUUUUCUCAAGAUUUGAGACAACAGAUACUUCAAGCGUUGCAUUCGAAAAGUUAUAAAGUUGGAUAUCUCGUUACAUACUUACAUGCCUCUUUGUCCAAGUGUGGCUUCACAUAUAGGCUAUAGAAUACUCAUAUUUCCUACUGACCAAAAAUUUUAAAUCAUUGAAAACACUCUGUCGGAUUGGUUCUUCGAUGGAGCACAUGUUCGUUUAGUUGACCUUGCUGAUGAACCUUUCGCAAAAUAGAUAUAUUUUAUGUUGAAAAUUAUUUCCAUAUAUAUGUUUGUGUGUAUAGUGUACCUAAUGCUUUUAUUUAUAUGAUUUGUCUAGAAAUCAUUAUUGUAUCAGUGCUACGGUGUUUGCCCGAACGAGCUAUUGUGUACUUGAUUCAAUGUUAUUUCAAUCUUUUCAAUGGAGUACUUUGCAACUACUGAAUUAUACUAACGGGCAAACUAACAUCCGUACACAUUCUUUUUUCUAUAUCAAUGUUAGCCGGAAUUUUAGAAGGUUGUUCAAGAUCCACAUUUAAUUUUAUACGAAUGAAAAUAAAAUUUUACAUUUAUAUAUGAGCAAGCAAGUGCAUGCAUCAUUCAAAAGGAUGUGUCAUAAAGUUAAAGCGACACCCUGCAUAUUGUCUCCAUAAUGAAAUAAAUGAUUGCAUUAGAGAAUGUAUGCAUGUAUGAGCAACCUAUCUAUUUAUAUAUGAGAAAGGAGAUACCCAUAACAUGUACUCUUCUACCCUUAAAAACUAUGUGGCUUUCUCUCUUGAAUUUCUCUGACGUAUAUGCAGUUCCAUGUUAGACAUGAUCACUUAUCUUCCUCAUGUCGUUGAUAUAAGCAUCAUGAAUCUGUUAUACGUUUCAUGGAGCGGUUCACCGGACUUAGCCAUGAAAGAGUCAUAUGCAGUCAGAAUGCUGGCCUUCUUCGUCUUUAGUCCAAGAUCAAUUCCUUCCAUCAGUUUGUUCACUACAUCCCACAUUUCCUAUGUUGUUUCCAUGCUUUCUAUCAGAAUGUAGAUAUCGUUGGGAAUUGCUUCAAGCAGGUAUGUCAUGGUCAUCAGGUCAGCUUUCACUCUCAGUUUGUCAUCAUCAGUGUACUCAUCUUCAAUUUUCUAACCGGGUCAACUCGAGGAUUGUUAAUAUCGUCUCCACCUACGGUCAUCCAAAUCUCAGUGGGUCCUUGGUUCAAUGAUUCGAGCAUCGUUGAUGAAUUGUCUUUACUUUCAAGAGAGUUCAGAAACUGAUUCUCCCACAUCAGAUAUUCUCCUCUUCUUAGGAUCGGGGGUCUGCUAUCGUUUCCAAGUGAUAAAGCGUCCAUUCUGUUCUUCAAAAAUUGACCGUCGAGUGGUUGAUUAGAUCUCUAACAGAAAUUCAGAGUUCAAAAACAGAAUAUCGAAAAUCUAGACUUCGAAAACCUAAGUUCGAGAAAAGUUUAUCGAGAAAGAGGUUUUUGAUAGAAGACUUCGAGAAACUUGAUUUCGAGAAAGAGGUUCGAGAAACUUUGCUAUCGAGAAAUCAGAUUCGAGAUAUCAAAUUCGAGAACUUGUUUAUCAAGAAGCUGUGUCGAGAACCUGUAUAUCAAAAUCAAAUAUCGAGAAAUCAAAUAUUGAAAAAUUAUUAAUCGAGGAACUGAUAUUGAGAAACUCAAUUCGAGAAUUGAGAUGUCGAAAUCCUGAAUAUCGAGAUACUGCACUUUGAAAAUUUUAAAUUAUGCAGAUAAAAAAACUCCAGCUGCGAAAACUUGUAUGUCGAGAAAUGUCCUGAAUAGUUUUCGAAUCGAAAAACCUUUCUGAAGCUUUAGAAACCUGUUUUUCUAUACUAUGAUAUCGAGAAAUCGAAAAGUCAAAGUUUACAAAAAUUUAAAAUGAAGAUAUAAUGCUUGAUCGUUUUGAGUUGGUGAUUUCAAUAGUAUGUCUUUUACACUAAAAUGAGCAGAAACAAGAUUACAAGAGCUAAAAGAAGAAAAUAUUGAAAACUCAUAAACAGAGCAUUUUCGUAGUUCUUCUUUGCAGACAAUCUUCACUUGAUCAGCUCUGAUACCAGUUGUUGGUCCCAAAUGUGUGUGAUAAUCGAUCAACUAUAGAAUGGAUUUCAUCGAUACAAAGAAAAUAGAGAUUCAAACAAUGAUAUGGAAGAUUAUCGAGAAUUGAAUUAUGGCUUUCUAUUAUAUCAAGAAGUGAAUUCUGGCUUUCUAUUUAUAUCGAGAAACUUUACAGAGUGAAAGGAUAGAAUGCUGAUUGCUAUUGUGGAUUAUUCGGCGAUGUACACCUUAUUCGCGUAUUUAUAGGUGCAUGUGUGCAGCUUAUCGAAAUAAGGCCUAAACCCUAGGAAUAUGGACCUAACAUAUUUGGCUCAUUUUUUUCUAGGCUAUUUAUUAUAAUAAGCUAAAUACUAUAAAAUCCUAUAAUUAAUCUAAAUAAUAAACAAGACUUAGACAAACUUGAUCACAAUUAAAAAAUCUUCAAUAAAAAUGGUCACAUUUUUGUCAAUUAAAGUUCAUAAGUAAUAUUUGUGCCAUUCUUUAAUAUAUAAUUCUACCCGAAAUUUCUAAUCUAAUUAUUAAUUAUUUUAAAUUAAAAUAAUUUAAUUUUACCCGAAACUAAUUUAGUUCGAAAUCCUUCACUAUAAUUGGUGGACAGUGUACCCGGGGGGUAGCUUAUCCGAGGGGUUAUUGCGGGAAUAACUUAGAGAGAAGUCAGAGCAAACAAGUAGGAGAGAGGCGAUUAUAUUUAUGAACUCGAGAUGUUCUGGUCCUUUACAAUGGGAAAAGGGGGUGCUAUUUAUAGUAGUAAUAAAUGCGAUGAGAGUACACGUGGCGAUAAUCCAACGGCCGAGGGGUCACCUCAAUCGGGUGGCACUGGCAUUCGCAUGUGCACCGCAUUGAUUGCGGUGGGUGGAUGUGACGCCGCAUUAAAUGCGGUGGUUGCUUGUCUCUAAAGGGAAUCUUCGAUGAUUGAGCUGUUGGCCGAGGGCCCUGUGCAGCCGAGGGCGAUGUUCGGCCGGAGGAGUCCCUGAUGCCGAAGGCACCAUGUGUGCCGAAGGCUCCUAGUAGCCAAGGGGUACUGUUUCACGCCAUUUUCUCCCAGUAGCUUCGUAUGCUCAAAUCUGGUUGCCCUGUGUAUUCUGGAGCCCUCGGCCAGGGAGGCCGAAGGCACCCCUGUGCGCAUUGUGAGCUUCUUGACACUUGGAUCGCUGCAUUUGGGCCCUGGGCGUGUAUUGGGCUCAUUGGGCCUGCGCAGGAGAAGUAGGAGUCUGUGGGCGGGGGGUUUCCGGGCCAUAUACUCCAUCAGGAGUCCCCCACUCCAUUUGCUGAAAGGUACUUGAGGGAAAAGGAGUAAUUGUGUUGAUGCGUUGGCUCCGCCGAAGGCCUACGUUUUACCGGAGAGCUUUUACUGGUAUUUGCCGAGGGCUUCCCCUCAGUCCCCCACAUGUCGGGGGUUUUCUUAGGGAAGCAUAGAUGAAUUGCCUGCAUGUGUUGUGAUGGAGGCUGCUUCAUCACUACAAGUGACUUGUGGAAAAUUUUUUAUAUUUCGCUUCUGCCGAAGGGUAUAGUGAAGUAUGUACCCGAGGGGUUCUCCUUUGAUGUUUGCCCGGAGGCUGUAUGUGUUACUUGUAGAUUUUGGCAUUUGGGAAUUUUUAGUUCUGUGUGACUCCCGAGGGGUGUAUCCCAGUCCCCCACUCCUUUAGACCGAAGGCAGGUUCGGGCUGAAGGAGUUAUGACCGGAGGCAUUGUGUAACAUAUAGCCACCGAGGGAUGGAAUGGGUGAUAACCAGAGGCUCUCAUUUGAUGUACCCUCAUGAGUGGCAACAUUGAUAAGCCGAAGGCUUCUGCUGCUGCUUACUCGAAGGCAUUUAGUGAAAAUUGUUCACCGGGGGCAUCAGUGGAUGAAAGCCGAAGGCUAUCAUCUGGGGGCCUCUCCAUAUCUCACAAAUGUAGCCGUUAGGAUAUGACCAUUGGAGGUGUGGUCAACAUGGCUUGAUACCGUUGGCUGAAGGCGGGCAGGUGCCACGCAUUGGGUGAGGCGGCGGCCCGUAAUGAUGGGCUUUUAACCCGAGGCCCAUGCUUCGAGGCUAACCAUGGUUGGGAAGCCUAUAAAUACCCCAAGGCGGAACCCAUUUGCCUUGUGCGAUCUCAUUGAAGCGAAGCUCUGCCCAAAUAUUUCUAGAGAGAGAAAGUCCUUUUUGAUCGAAUCCGAAUUCUCAAUGUCAGUUCUCCACUUGUUCUUCGCUUCUGUAGCAUAUUUUGCUCCCCAGCUUCUAGAUCUUGUGUUAGAGCCUCUAGGAAUUUCUUCCCUUCUGAACUUGUCAACCCCCGUCAGUCAAGAUGUCUUCCAGUAGCAACUCUCAGAACAUAUCGAGGGAGCCCUCGGUGCAGCAAGAGAGCCACCCGGACAUGGAGUCUUCGAGCGAAGAGCCGUCGUCACCCAAUGAUUCCGCUGUGGCCGAAGAAAUUCAAGGCAACCUUCUGACGGAGCUGGAAGCGGAAGAUUUUGAACAGGUGGUUGAAGACGAGGAGAUGGCCCUCGCGCUACAGGUGGCCGAGGAAGAGGAAGAAAAGGAGAGGCAACAAGUAACCGUUGCUGUUCUGCCCCCCCCCCCCCCCCCCCCCCCCCCCCGAGAUGCUGGUGAAGCUAGUAGCUCUCGGCCGCUUAACCCGGAACCUCUUAGGGUUGCCCCGGGCAAGAAGAAGAAAAAGGUGAGGGCGGCGCCGAAGAAAAAACAGGCUGCCAUCGAUGCGAGCCGGUGGGGAUACCCGAAGGCCACUCAUAUUUGAAUACAACGGCCCUCGCAAUGAAGACGAAGGCCACAGCUGCCGAUUACCAGGCCACCCAGUUCCUGGUCGGGCCCCUCGCUCAAGUGGUGGAACCGGGGCCCAAUGACUUGUUAUCUAGCCCGCCCGAGGGGUGCUUUUCUGUCCACAUUCUUUCCGUAGACCUAGGCCUCCGGUUUCCCCUCCAUCCUUUCCUGUUGGAGUACCUUCGAUUCCUAGGGUUGGCCCCCUGCCAGCUGACCCCUAACAGUCAUUCGUAUAUCUCCGGCUCCCUCUCUCUCUGCCGGUCCUGGGAGGUGGAGCCGACCCUUGAUCAAUUCUUCCUUUCCUUCAACCUAUGCCGAGGGGGACACUCACAUGCGGAAGGGUUCGCCAAUCUACAGCAAGUCCCUGCAUGGAGAUUGUUUUCUGAGAUCCCGUCGUCCCACAAGGGAUGGAAGGACCGUUUUUGUUACAUACGGAUGGCGGACAACCACUUCCCGAGGCCCCUACGUGAUCACUUCCGGAGGCAUCUGAAGGUCAGGAAUUAUGCCCUCGAGAAGGCUGGGAAAAAGCUGGCGGCAAAACCCGAAGGGUCAGAGAAGUUGCUGGCGAUAAAGGCUGCCACCCUUCCAGACGAGCUCUAUUUGUUGGGCUUUCGGCGGUUUCGACUGAUGGGGGAGAAAGAUGAGAAGUAUCCAUCGAUAGACCGAGUGUUCCAGAGUGCCGAAGGUCCUGAGAUGGAUGCCAAGUCCCUUGCCAUACUGAAGAAGCAAAUGGCGAAGGAGGCCAAAAAGAAAGAGGGGCCUCCCCAACAGAAGGCCGUUGACGAGUUUUUCCAGAAGUCGGGGGCUGCAAAGGACACAGACGCCGAGGGCCCUUCAAAGGGUGCCGAUGUCGGCACUGAUGCCCAUGUGGAGGCCGGGGGCUCCAAGAUUGAGGAGCUGAAGCGAAAGAACAACGGAAAGGGCGUCAUGCCUCCGGAGAAGAGGAAGAAGAAGAGAGGUGAGGGGGAAAAGGAGGCCCCCAUCCUGAUAACUGAGGAUCAGCCCUCUUUUCGCCCCCCGGCUACCACGCCCCCCUCGUUCUCCUCCAUCUCCUAUUGAUGAGGAAAUUCGGCCGGCGGAGAUUGUCCAGUUCCCUAUCAAGUCGGGGACCUCCGUCUUGCAUGGCACUCUGCACCCCGUUGGGUUCAUGAGGGGAGUGAUGUCCUCGAAGGACAGGUCCGUGCUGGCUCACUUCGAGGAUGAUAUCCUUGAUCACAAAGUCGCCAGCUACACCACCAUGGUGAGCCUUAUUCCCUCCUUUAUUCUUUUUUCAAAAUUUUUAAGUACCCUGGUGAUAAUCUUAUGAUGCGGCUUUGGGCGAAUUUUCUGACGCCGAGGGUCUUUUUUCCUUGCAGGCUGCCUUGGCUGCUUUUGAGCAGGCCCGGAGGGUGGAACAGCUUAGGAUAGCGAAGGGCCAAGCAGACAAGGCCCUAAAGAAAUCCGAUGAGGAGAUCUCCGCCCUCAGGAAGCGGCUCGCUGAUGCCGAGGAGGCCCUUCGGCUGGAGAAGGAGGCCAUGGAACAAAGGCUGAAAGAUGCCGAAGCCAAGGGCAAGACCACGGCUGAGGAGGCCGCUGCCGCCGCUGCUUAGAGUGCUGCCGAGGCCCGCCGACAAUGCCAAGGCCGAGGCGGUCGCUAAUGCCAAGAAGAAAGCGGUUGAGGCCUUCCUCACCGAGGGCUGGCUGGCGGAAGACCACAAGGGGUGGGUGGCCUCGGUGGUGGAGCAGAAGGUGGAUGCCUGGGUGAAGGGCCCCGGAGCUAUGCGGCUGGCCCGGAAGGGCAAAGAGUACUAUGAUGGGGGCGAGUUCUUUACCCAAUGGCUCGUCUACUGGAGGCUCGCCCGACACUUCGAGAUUGACCCCAAGGACUUUAAUCCCGCCACCUAUGGUCUGCCCCCCUUCAGCUGGACACAAGGAUUCCCCUCCCUCCGGGCGCAGAGAGACCAGACCUGGAGGACUCUGAACUGAUGAAAGAGGCCGAUGAUGAUGAGGAGGAAGCCGGGGAGGAUGCUGACUCGAAGCCGAGGGGUGAUGGCCAAGCAGCUGAUCCUUGAAAUAUUUCUUGUAAUGUAAUAGAUUAGUAGGCUAUGGCUUCGGCCUUGUAUUGUAAACCAACUUCUGUUUUGCACUUUCGAAUAUUUGAAUGAUGAUGCGCCUUCGGGCUUUUUAAUAUAUGUGCCUUUGUUUCCUUGCUUUCGUGUAUGAAUGUAUGCUUUUCUUUCUUUCACCCGUUUGCCCGGAGGCCACAAGUUUCUGGACUUAGAAAAUUUUCUAAGUAGUAACUUGACAACAAGCCUUCGGUUAUAUUGUAGCAUCACCGGGGGCUUGUGGUUGUGGACUUAGAGAAUUUUCUAAGUGACAACAGUUGUCAUGCCUUCGAGCCACUUGAAUGAAUGUAUGCCUUCGUCCUUUCUUAUGUAUGCUUUGAUAUGUCUGUUCGAAGGCUAGGAAGUUGUGGACUUAGAAAAAUUUCUAAGUUAAAACUUGGCCAGAAGCCUUCGGCUAUAGUGUAGAAUCUUCGGGGGCUUGUGGUUGUUGUAAAACCCCCAAAUUUCCCACCCAAAAACACUUUGAAAUAAUACUUUAUUAUUAAUUUUAUUUGAAAACAUCAGAAUUGUGCAGCAGAAAAACCAAAAGGGAAAUAGGGGCGUUACCGCCACACUCGGCUCUAACCUAACCGAGUGCACAGACUAAUCACCACAGAAACAAUUAAACUCAAUAAGUGUCUUGAAAAUUAAAUUAAACUAUGGUGUUAUCUACUAAUUACAUUUUCUCUAGCGGGAGCUCUCUCGAAAUCAACAUCAUCAUCAAUUAGAUACUCAAGCUUCAUCUCCUGCACAAAUAAAGUACAGGAAAAGAAAGAAAAACAAAGAAACAAAAAUUAGCCGGAAAUGCUAAGUAAGUCACACCCCAACCCCGUAAAAUAAUCACGUUUGAUACAUAUAUAUAAUUUUUUUUGCAAAACAUUUGGGAGGAAAAUCUUUUCAAAACAUUCAUACCAAUCAUAAGUAAAACAAUAUUUAUAGUAAAUCUUCAUAACAUAAUUCAUAUGUAAAAUAAUAAUAUUCCAAAUCAUAGUAAUUCCAACAUUAGAAAAUGUAAUAAAAACUCUCAUAAAUAUUCCAAAGCAUAUAUCAUAUACACAACUCCAAAUAUCCAUCUCAAAACUUACUUAAGCACUUUAUCACAAUUCUUACAAAACACAUAGUCAAUAUCCACAAAUAUGUUUUCCAAACCAAUAUCACAAGUAUUUGUACUUAAGAAAUUCACAAUUAAUAAAAUACCAAAACAUUUGAUUUACCUCAAAAUAGCUUUAUAGCUAAUUCUCCUAGUUCAUUUAGAAGGGCUGUGCUCAAGCGUUAUUUCGAUUCUUGAGCCCAGUGAUCCGUUGUUUUGUACGGUCACUCCGAUCUGCUCUCGGUACCCUCAUCUCCUCUGUUAGAAUCUAGACUUCUACCUUAAGUGUGCACACCCCCUAAAGGGAUUCCAAGCCCUCCGAGUAGUAUGAAGUCUAAGUAGUUCUGACAUCAACGUCUCCCUACUCCAAAUGGGAUAUACUCCCUAAGUUCUAGGUUCAAAGACCCUUAAGAGAAUAGGUACUACUACUACUACUGCUCUAAUAAAUGGGAUCUAAUGCCUAGUUGUUCGGGGUGGUUACCGAACCCUCCAAAAAUUUGUUUAAUUUGUUUCACACCUCUCAGUUCAAGUAGUAGUAGUCCUAACCCUCCCUCACCAUUAACGGACGUGAAGGUGGCCCGACACCUGCGGAUUUCUCCCGCGGUGCCCCAAUUAUGAAAACAGUCUUUUAUCUUGUCUUUCCAAAACUCAAUAUUUAUGCCUUAUAGACAUCAGUGUCAAAAUAUUAAUUUUUCUUUGUUUUCUCAAAAUCCAAUCAAAAGUUCGUAUCUUUCAAAAAUACGCUAAAAUUUCCAUAUAUUUUCUCAAAAUUCAAUUUACUCACGAUACCAAAAUAUUCAUCCGUAGAAAAAUCUCCCAAAAAUCAUAUACAAUAACUUGUAUCAAAAUCCAAUAAUAACAACCAAUAUCUCAAAUACAAUAACUUCAUAUAGAAUAACAUUUACCCAAAUUUAAUACACAUAAAUACAUUACUCAAACAGUACAUUAAAACAUUCAAAAUAAUUACGAGGUAAAAGGUAUAAUUUUGGUUGCAAUGAAACUUACCUCAAAUUCCAAAUAGUCCUAACAAGCUUCUCUAACGGCCUAGCCUCCUCUCCAAGUUCACCUUCUAUUAAUUAAUAAUUAUGCUAGUAUCAAUAUCGAUGUCACAUAGACUUAAAUUCCAUCACCCUUUUUUUAUAAGAAUUCCCUUAUGAUUUAUCUCUAUAAUACUCCGUAAUAAUUUAGUUGGUUAAUAGCCAUCUACUACUAUUAAACGACGUACCAUAAUGUAUUCAUUUAAACUGGCUAUUCUUAUAAAUAUUUUUGUCUUAGAAAUAAAAGCCCGGCCGAUAAAGUCAGUUUCUUUUUAUUAAAAGGUUAUCUCAUUCAGCCAGACCACUAAUGCAAUAAUUCUCAAUACAAAGUUUACCAGACUCCAGCCCACAGGUGUAAAAUAAACUUACGUAUGCGUGGUACUACGUACUUCGUAUUAUAUAUGGAGUAUAAGAAUGAGUUACGUACGCUUCGUUCGUCAUUUACGUGAACCAGCACGUACAAGCGUUCAGAUUCUCAGCUCCGAUACAUUCCUUCGGCGUUAAGAACGAUGUCUCUCGGCUCCGGCGGCAGUCUGGCCGGACUCUGGACCCGCCGUAUGUAACAACUGAGUUUGAUUCCGACGAUGUUUCUUUGCUUCUCUGGCGGUUCGUGCCUGCUCUGGCGAGUUUCCUAUCCGUUCCUCUGGCUACGUACUGUGUCUUUCGUUGAUCGAGGUUCACAGAAACAGGAGCAACGAUGCUCGGCGUUUUCCCUACAGUCACGUCUGCUCAGCGUCGGACUGGUCGGCGACGCCGGUAAUAUUUGACGGCAGCCGUGGUCUCAUAUCAGCACUCCUGGCGAGUUUCGUAUCACUCCUCCGGCGAAGACGUUGGUCUGUUUCCGCAGUUUUCUUCGUCCGUAUAGGGAAUACGAAGUAUAUAAUACGCUGGUGGAGGCGUCGUCUUCCGCAAGUAUUUAUACGCUCAGGUUGCAUUGGAAGGUUCUAGCUUUAGGGUUUUGUACGUACAUACGAAGGCUUGGCAGCCCAAACAUUAUACUACCUCCGUUCUCUUUUAGUUGCAACAUUGGACUUUUUGCACUAUUCACAUGUUCUACUUUGACUACAUUUUAUUAAUUGAUGUAUAAUAAAUUAAAUUUUUAAAAAAUAUUGUUAAAUUCUUCUCAUUCUAAUUUUUCAAAAUAUGAAAUUUUUAUUUUUUUUUACUAAUAAGGAAUGAAAGAUAUUAAUGGUCAAACUUGUGCGUUGGCAAACGUGAAAUGUUGACUGUUGCAAUUAAAAAGGAACGGAGGAAGUAUUAUAUACCCAAUACCCAAUUCAUGAAUAAACAUACGCAGGGAUUUAAUUAUAUGGGUAUUGGUCCAUUGGAUAGUUAAUUUUCUAUACUACUGGGGUAUUAUUAUCAAAUGUACGUACAUGUAUGUGUUAGGUGUGUCAUACGCAUAUUAUGUACCGUGUAUGCAUUGUUUUAUUAUUACUAUUUUCCAAAAUGUCACUUUUAUUAUUUAAAUCAAAGUUUUAUCUAAUCACUCAAAUUAUCGAUUUUAUUUUAUUUAAAUUUUCGGGGUGUCACAGUUGUGGGCUUAGAAAAUUUUCUAAGUAAGAGACUUUGCAACGAGCCUUCGGUCGCAGUUUAGGCUCACCGGGGGCUUGUAGUUGUGGACUUAGAAAAUUUUCUAAGUAAGAGACUUUGCAACGAGCCUUCGGUCACAGUUUAGGCUCACCGGGGGCUUGUAGUUGUGGACUUAGAAAAUUUUCCAAGUAAGAUUCCAUUGUAUGCCUUCGGCAAUGAACCAUUGGAAUCGCCUCCGGGUUGUAGUAGUAGGACCGAGGGUUAGAAUGAAUUAGACUUAGGAAAUUUUCCAAGCUAAUUUCACCCUAGGCCAUCGACGGUGUUGAGCCUUCGACUUGUAGUGUAGCUUUAGGUCCUCGUCGAGUAGUUUGAGGUUGUCUUCGGCUGUAAGCCUGUUGGUAGUAAUGAAGUCCACGGUUGCCCACCGAGGGGUUCAAAUUGUGGACUUAGCCAAAUUUCCACAAAGAUUCAACAGAUGUUGUGGUAGACCUUCGGAUGUAGGAGUCUAAUGAGCCCCCUGCCAUAGUAAGAUUCAUGAAGUUGUCUCACGGACCACAGGGCAAGCCUUCGGGCGUGUGAGAUAGAGUAGCCUUCUGGUGCAAUAAUCUUGGAAGUGAGGGAGCCUUCGGCAUAUGGUUUAUUUGUCGCCUUGACUCAGCCAAAUUUUGGACUUAGCCAAAUUUUGGUAAAGUGUUGCUGGUGAGCCUUCGUUUAGUGGAGGCUUCGGGUAUGUGGUUGAAUGACUUUGUGUUGGGAGAUUCCUUUGUAUCUUUAUGAGAGCCUUCGGGAGUAUAUCUCCGAAUUGUUGUUGAGCCUCCGAGGAGAAUAGUAUCCAGGGAGUUCCUCCCCCCCCUACACAUUUUUUUUAAAUGCUGUAGGAGGGGCAUCAAGAAACUUGGUUUCGAGGAAAGGCUUGGCCUAUAUGGGAGGCAACGGAACAAACCGUUGGCUCCCCCCUCGGGAUUGACCUUCCGAUAUCCCGAAGGGAUUGAGGGUCGUUUCCUCGGCCCGAGACAUCGUCUGUUGCCUGCUUCCCCUUGGGGGAUAGCACGGAAAGCGCCUCGGUUUUGAAAGUCGUCCCCUCAGCCCGAGACAUGGUCUAUUGCCUGCUUCCCCUUGGGGGAUAGCGCGGGGAGCGUUUCGUUUGUGAAAGUCGAAUCUUGGGCCCGGGACAUGGUCCGUUGCCUGCCUCCCCUUCGGGGAUGGCGCGGAAAGCAUUUCUGGGAAGGGUUUUAUUUGUGUGUGGAACACAAAUAGCCGGGGGCACUUGGUGCCAGCCGGAGCCGAGGGGUAUUGUACCCCCCGGUAUUUUUUUUUUGGAGAGUAUGUAUAAAUAUGCAUAAUGUAUGCAUGAGGGCGUCCUCGUGGGGCACGGCUUAGUUAAAAACACUUGGUGUUUUUAAAGAGUGAUGGGGGUAACCCGCACACCUGGUACUUGGUACCUUGAUUGGUGAUGUUAUAUUGUGUUCCUCCUCAUGAGAGGAAGGGGCCUUGGGCCUAUUUCGGUGAGGAGAUGAGGGCUUGACCACUCAUUUUUGGAGAGGAGGGGGACUUGGGCCGCUUGUGAAACAUAUAGGUGAUGAAGGCUUGGCCUUUUGACCAUUUUCUCAAAAUGAAAUGGGGCCUUGGGCCGUCGAUCAUGUACAUAUGUGGAGGAUGAGGGCUUGGCCGCUCAUGUUCACUGAUAGAAUUUGACAAGGUGGUGUACAUUCCAAUGUCUAGGGACCUCCGUCCCAUUGGGGCGUUUGAGUUUGUAAGUUCCUGGUUUGAUGAUGGCGGCGACGAUGUAGGGGCCUUCGAAUUUAGGGGCCAUUUUCCCCCCUUCGGUUGGUAGGUUAGCCUUCCUUCGCCGGAGGACGUAGUCCCCCACCUGGAACUCUCGGGAACGAACUUUGGCGUCGAUGUAACCCUUGACUUGGCGCCUAUAGUUUUCAGCCCGGAGGAAGGCUUGCUCUCGGCGUUCUGAGAUGAGGUGAAGGUCGAGGGCCAUGUUGGCGCCGUUGACCUCAGGUUCGUAUUGCUCCACCCUUCGGGUGGGCAGAGUCACUUCUGUUGGAGCCUUAGCUUCAAAGCCAUAACAUAGGGAGAAGGGUGUUUCACCCGUUGCACGUCUAGAGGUGGUGCGGUAGGCCCAUAGAAUGUUGUGGAGCUCUUCUACCCAGCCUCCUCCUUCGGCUUCAAGUUUCUUUUUCAGACCCUCCAGCAAAGUUCGGUUGGCGUUCUCCACCUGUCCGUUGCCCUGAGGGUAGGCAACGGAUGAGAAGGUGUGUUUGAUGCCCCAUGCCUCGAGGAGGGCACAGAAGGGGGCUGCCUCGAAUUGAGUCCCAUUGUCGGAGAUGAUUUGUUGGGGGACGCCAAACCUUGUGAGGAUGUUCAUGAGGACGAAGUGACGGCACCUGGCCUCGGUGAUGCUGGCGAGGGGCUCAGCUUCCACCCACUUAGUGAAGUAGUCAAUGGCCACGAUGAUGUACCUGUUGUUGGAGGUACCCCUCGGCAGAGGGCCGACUAGGUCAAUCCCCCAUCUGGAGAAGGGUAUAGCAGUGCUGAUGGGGGCAUAGUUGACCGCUGGCCUUCUGAAAGUGUUGGCAAGCGGUACACCUUCGGGCAAGAUUUGCACAGUCACGGGCCAUGGUGGGCCGAAAGUAGCCUUGAACUAUGAGCCUUCGGGACAUGGAGAAGGGUCCCUGGUGAGCUGAGCAAGUGCCACUGUGCACUUCCUUCAUUGCAACCUCGGCUUCAUCUUGAUGAAGGCACCGAAGGAGGGUGCCAUUGUAAGAUCUCUUGUAUAGCCUCCCAUUCUCGAGGGUGUAGUCGGGAGCCCUCAGCUUUGCUAAUUUGGCGCGGGCCUCAUCCUCGGGAAGUUGCCCUGUGAUGAUGAAGGUGAUGAUAUCGGAGACCCAGUCCUCCGGCCUGAGAUGUAUAUCCAUGAUGGGGCUUGCAUGUAUGCUUGAGAGGCUGAGCUCCUCAAUCCUUGCUAUCUUGGAGAGGUGUUCGGGGGACUCAGCCGAGAGUUUUAAGAGAAUGUCAGCCUCCGAGUUUUGAGCCCUCGGUAUUUGGGUGAGGGAGUGUGUCUCAAAUACCUUAAGCAAUUCCUUGGCCGCUUCUUUGUAUUGUUUCAUUCUUCCUUCCUUGGCCUCAUACUCUCCGGAGAUUUGGCCCACGACAAGUUUUGAGUCGCAUUUGACGUGGAUCAUUCUGGCCCUCAGAUUUGCUGCUAGCCGAAGGCCACAAAGGAGGGCCCCGUACUCGGCUUCGUUGUUGGACACUUUAAAGGAGAAGCGGAUGGCAUAAUAGGCGCGAAAGCCUUCGGGUGUAAUGAGAACCACUCCUCCCCCGCAUGCUUUGGUAGCAGAGGAGCCAUGGUAUAGAGGAUCCACCACUCGUCUAGAGGGGCCGAAGGCUCCUCAUCCACCGCUGAUCUUGCGGUGCAUUCUGUGACGAAGUCUGCCAGGGCUUGGCCCUUGAUGGCAGGCCUCGGACGAAUGUCUAUGUUGUACUGGCUAAGGAAGAUGGCCCAUUUCACCAUUCGGGAGGAGCUUGUGGGGCUCCUCAUGAGGGCGCCGAGGGGUUGGUGUGUGAGCACUUGGACCGGAUGAGCUUGAAAGUAGUGGCCGAGCUUCUUGACGGUCCAAACAAUGGCUAGGACCGUUUUUUUCCACAGGGGAGUACCUGAGUUCUGCUUCCCUGAGGGUCUUGCUAACAUAGAAGAUGGCAUGUUGGACGUCAUCUUCCUCCCGGAUGAGUACUGAGCUGAUGGCUGCAGGGCUGACGCCAAGAUAAAGGUAUAAGGUCUCUCCCACCUUGGGUUUGGAGAGCACAGGGGGAGAAGAGAGGUACUUCUUCAGCUCUUCGAAGGCCUCUUGACACUCAGUUGUCCAUUGGAAGCCUGCUGUCUUCCUCAUGAUUUGGAAGAAGGGGAGGGCCUUUUCUGCUGAUAUGGAGAGAAAGCGGUUGAGGGCCUCCAAGCGACCCGUCAACCGUUGAACUUCCUUGACAUUGCGUGGAGGCUCCAUGUUGAUGAUGGCCUGAAUUUUCUCGGGGUUGGCCUCAAUCCACCUUCGGCUAACCAUAUAGUGUCACGCCCCAGACCGCAAUCCAAGCGCGUGUACAACCGCCGUAUAAUCAAGUGACGUCACCCGCGAGUCAACCUCACUUAAUUACACAAGGCGUUCGAGAAUAUAAACCAUCCAUACUCAGUAGUAAACAUACGUAACAACAUCGCAUUUAAACCAAUGAAUAGCGGAAAUAUUCAACGGUAAGUCAUAAGCCACAACCGGCCAACAACAUGGGCAUGCAAGCCCCAAAUAUAGUUUAUAACAAAUAAAAAUAUCCAUGAGCAAUGUUUAGUAAUUUGAAAGGAAGUGAGGAAGCACGAACCACGUCUUCCUUGACUUGAUGUCACCCGUAGAAAGGUGCAGGUAGCAAGCCCUAGCUUCAACCUGAAAAUGGUGGGCCCCCCCGAAGGGGUCAGUACAAGUACCGAGCGAGUAGCAGGCUAAAUAUAGAAUAACUAGCGUUUCAAGUAUAAGACCCAAACAUAGGGUGAUACUUAAAUAAAUAGUCUUUUCCCCAAGUUAUGAAAUACUUAUUAGCAUAUAUAUACUUGGAAAAUAUACGAUCCGUAGAUCACCAUUUUAUUUGGGAAAAAUAGUAAUAGUCAAUAUUCUUGACUAAAAACCCCAACCCACCCAUAUACCUAUGAGUGUAUAGGACUCCUCCUUGUCCCUACUUGUAUAUCACAAUCUAUGAGUUUUAGGAUCAUAAUCCUUGGAUACUCCACCGGUUUGUGAGUGUUAAGGACUCAUAAGUCCUAGGGUCCUCCACCAAGUUUUGAGUGUUAAGUACUUUUAAGUACUAGGGUCCUCCACCAAGUUUGAGUGUUAAGGACUUUAAGUCCUAGGGUCCUCCACCAAGUUUUGAGUGUUAAGUACUUUUAAGUACUAGGGUCCUCCACCAAGUUUUGAGUGUUAAGUACUUUUUAAGUACUAGGGUCCUCCACCAAGUUUUGAGUGUUAAGUACUUUUUAAGUACUAGGGUCCUCCACCAAGUUUUGAGUGUUAAGUACUUUUUAAGUACUAGGGUCCUCCACCAAGUUUUGAGUGUUAAGUACUUUUUAAGUACUAGGGUCCUCCACCAAGUUUUCCUAUGAUCAACCUCCUAUCAACCUAGAUAGAGUCUAUAUCAUACUUAGUUACUCGUAACUAAUCCAAUACAUAAAUCUUAUGUAUCACAAUCCAUGCAAACCAUGCAUUUAUAUAGAUUUAUAAUUAAUUAAUACCAACCGGUAUUAAUUAAAUCCUUUGUUCUUCGGUCCACGUUUUCGUUGACCGCCAUUUCAUGUCUUGUGUGUAUCAACUUAAUCAUCAUGUAAUUAAGUUGAUAAUAUUCAUUUGUGCUUCUAAUAUACUUCAAGCAAAUAUGCAUUUCAUAUAAUUCUUCAUAUCAUAUUCCAUGCAUCAACAAUUAAUUUCUUUCAUACAAACUUAACCCUAUUGGCUAAUCCCAUGUUUAAAUAUCUUUUAAACAUCAUUAUGAAAUCAUAUAACAUUUAUUUAGGUAAUCUCAUAAUUAACCCAAAAGUUAUAAGAUAUUUAGCCGUCCACUCACCUUGAACUAGCGUAUGAAGUUCUACCCCUCUUGGUUGAACUCCGGUGAAACUCCGGUGACUUUUGGUCAACUCCGGCGACAAUUCCGGCGACUUUUCCAACUUUGUGAAGUCACUUGAAAUACCCUUUACAAGUGCCUAACAAGGUUUUAACAUCAUAAAACCUUAAUCAAUACAAAUAACCUAUAAAAGGUUAUUUUCCGGUGAACCGGUCGUUUUGGCUUCUAAGUCCGUUCUUGGACAUAGAAUCACUUUCCAACCCAUUAAUCCAUACUUAUAACAUGUAGAACCCUCUUAAGGAUUCUCCACAUGAUAUAUAUCUCAUAUGGUAGAAGAAAAAUAGAGAGGAAGUUAUAAUAAGGUCAUUACCUUAAUCUUUUCACACUUUUAGCACCUUAGCUCCUUUUUGGGUGAUUCUUCCUUGAUGAGCUCUCUUCAACAAUGGAGGAAGGAAGAAGAAGAGUUUUCUUUCUCUUCUUGCUGUAGCUUGGCCGAAAUGGGGGAGAGAGGGGUGAGGCUUACCCCUUUGUCUCAUUGAACAAAUGAGUGUGGAUGGGGGGCCACCUCAUUUUUGUUUGAUGCCUUUUAGAUCAUGUCAACCUCUCCCUCCCAUGCUCUCCUCUUCAACCAGCCGACCAAGCCCUCAAUUUGAGUGGCAAAAAUCGUGGGUUGCCCCCACUCAUGUGGGAGGUCAACCCUUUUUGCCCCGACGUGUACAAUUUGUCCCGAAAGUUGUAUUUUUCGGACUGUUUUAAAUAUAUUUUAUUUUAUCGGGUCAAAUAAAAUAUAUUAUGUGCUCUUACUCAUUGUGACAUGUAUAAUGAAUAUACAUUCCCCAACUUUAAUUUAUAAGCCUCCGAAAUUCAGUUCGGGCCGUUAUCCGUUAAAUUACCAGUACCAGUAAUUUGGGCUUCUUUUGACCGAUCGGUCAACUCUGGGCCUUUCCAUGGCCCAAAUGAAAUAUCCACCACUAUAUAUUUAUUAUCUAGACCAAGAUGAAUAAAAUAUAUGGUCUCGGGAAUGUCGGGCGGCCCCCGCUCCCGGUGUGGGUCCCACGUGCAAUUUACUAUUCACGCGAAAGAAUAAAUAAAAAUUUACAACUUCGUAAAUUCAUAAAUCAUUCCAUAAGGUUUAUUACAUCAUUUACGUAAAAGUAAAUACAUUUGGGGACGGUGUUACAUAUAGCCCAAAAACUUUCCCCCUUGUAUGCCGAAGGUGCAUUUUUUAGGAUUCAACCGUAGGUUGAAUUUUUGCAUGAUGGCGAAUAUCUCCCAGAGGUCCUCGGCGUGGGUGUUCGAUUUUUUGCUUUUGACGAUCAUGUCAUCAACAUAGGCCUCCAUGGUGCGUCCUAAGACAGCUUGGAAAACCCUGGCCACCAUGCGCGUGUAUGUGGCGCCUGAAUUCUUGAGGCCGAAGGCCAUUACAAGAUAGCAAAAGAUGCCUUCGGGUGUCAUGAAGGCUGUUUUUUUUGGCAUCAUCUUCAUGCAUGUAGAUUUGAUGAUAGCCUCGGAAUGCGUCGAGGAAUGACAUGAUUUUGCACCCCGCGGUCUCAUCUACCAGCUGAUCAAUGUUUGGUAGAGGGAAGGGGUCCAUAGGGCACGCCUUAUUCAAGUCGGUGUAGUCCACACACAUGCGGAAGGUGGGUGGCUUCUGUGCUAAUACCACAUUAUCUAACCACGAAGGAUAUUUCACCUCCUUGAUGUGCUUGAUGGAGAGGAGCAUGUCGACCUCUUUCUUGACAAAGUCCCUUCUCUCGGCCGAGAGGGGCCUUCUCCUUUGCUGUAUCGGUUUGGCCGAAGGGUCUACCGCUAGGCGGUGAGUGAUGACCCUUCGGUCGAUUCCCGGCAUGUCCUCCGGCCCCCAUGCAAAAACAAUGGAGUAGGCGCGGAGGGCCUCGGCAAUGCCGGUCUUCAGGUCUUCGGGGAGCUUGGCUCCAAUCUUCAAGACUCUCUCCGGCUUGGCCGGAUCGAGCAUAAAGUCUUCAGUUUCCUCGGCCGGUUUGGCCCUCGGCCUGCCUUCUUCCUCUUCCAGGGCAUUGGUGGUGAUUGUAUCAAUGCGGAGUUCAGUUUUACUAACCUUCCUAGUGAGCUGAAGGUAGCAUUCCCUUCGGAGCUUCUGAUUCCCCCUCGAGUAACCGAUGCCGGUGGGUGUGGGGAAUUUGAGGCAGAGGUGCCUCAUGGAGAUGACAGCUUCCAAAUCCUCGAGGGCAGGACGGCCGAGGAUGAUGUUAUGUGCGCAGUCGAGGUUAACGACGACGAAUUCCACUUCGAGCUUGGCUUUAUGGGAUCCGUCGCCGAAUUCAACCAUAAGGGUGAUGACGCCUUCGGCGUCUAUGCUGUCCCCCGUGAAACCGGAGAGGGGGGUGUUGAUGUGCCGAAGGCUACCCCUGUCAAGUUCCAACUCCUGGAAGGUGCUGAGGUACAUUACGUUGACGGAACUUCCGGUGUCAACAUAAGUGCGGAGGAUGAUGGCAUUAUUGAUCUCAGUGCGGAUGACGAGGGCAUCCCUGCGAGGAAGGGAUCCCGGGGGCAGAUCCGAAUCUGUAAAAUAGAUAGGAUCCGCCCUCGGCCUCUUUGUCGGGGGCAUGCGGUUGAGUUCCCCGAUGUAAAGGGAUUGAGCCCAUUUCUUUCUCUGGCUCGUGGAGUCGCCUCCGGUGUUGCCACCAUUGAUCAUGUGAAUGUGGCGCUUGUAUUGGUGUUGGGGAUCCUCCUCCUCACUGAGGUUCCCAAUUUCUCGCUUCUUCCCCUGUGGGUUUCCCAAGGGGAUGGUGUUUCAGUUCACCCACUUAUGAGCCUUCGGCAGGGGCCCUUGGUGAUGAGGGGGCCCCUGAGAAGGAGGGCCCCUGAUAAAUUGAGACAAGCGGCCCGCUUGUAUUAGCCUUUCGAUGGCUGUCUUUAGCUGAUCGCAGUCAUCAGUCUUGUGCCCAUGGUGGUGGUGAAAACGGCAAUAAUGUUCGUCAGGGUUGAUGGCAUAUACCUCGAGGGGUGCACGGGAGUCUCGCUCCACGAGUCCUCGCUCUUCCGCAUAAUCCAAGAUGAUGCUGACGGGGUGUGUCAGGGGGAUGCGUGGGUGCUCCAAGAGGACGGGUUGCGCCCAUGCCUUCGGGCUGUUCUUGUAACCAACCCCGGGUCUGGCUUGGCCACCUCGGGGGCGAUCGUUGUAUUGCACCUCGCGGUUUGCCGGAGGGGGUGCCCCCCCGGGGCGAUUUCUGCCAUCAUUCUUGUGUGAAGGCUUCGGAUUCCGGCGAUCCUUCUCAAUCUCUUCGGCCUCGGCAUAUCGGUCCCCCCGCUGGAGAGCUUUUGUAUAAUCGCGGGGGGGAUCAGUAAUGAGGGUCCUGGAGAAAUUACCGUUGCGGAGGACGGUGUGGAAGAGGGCCAUCAGGGUCCUGUCAUCGGCCCCAUCGACUUCGAUGGAGGCUUGCCUCCAGCGCUCGAGGAAACUCCGAAGGGUCUCCUCCUUCUGUUGCCUCACAUUAAGGAGAUGGGAGAAAUGCUUCUUGGACCGGUGCCUUCCGGCGAAUUGUGUGAGGAAGCGAUGGGCAAGUUCUUGCCAUGAAUCUAUGCUGCCUUCGGGUAAUCGGUUGAACCAUUCAUACGUCGGCCCCUCCAAGGUGGAAAGGAACCAACGACAUAAAUAUUCAUCUGAUGCACCCAUCAUCAUCAUACUGUUUUGAUACCUGCUGUAGUGUUCUUGGGGAUCCGUCUUCCCCUCAUAAGGCUUGAUGGGUUGUCCCCGAUAUUUGUUGGGGAUCUUAGUCGCCAGCACCCUUGGGGUGAAAGGCGUCAUUGUGCGGAGCUGAAUGAAGGGUUCGUCUGAGCCCUCGGCGAAUUUGCGCCUCAUCUCCUCUACUUGUGCCCAGAGGGCGGCAUACUCCGGAUCUGGUCCCGGCGUGGAAGCCGUCGAGGGUGCCUAACGCGUCUCCUCGAGCUGACGGAGGAGGGCCUCGAUUAUUUCGUCUUUGGGAUCCUUCGGAGCAACCCCUUGGGAGUUGGCCCGGAAGGACUGAGCCUGAUUGAUUUGGUGCCUGGCGUCGUCGGCAUGGAGGGGGCGCUUGCCUUUGUCCCGAGGGGGAGUUCUCUCCUCGGCCCCCUAGACGGAGCCUCCGCUUUCUAUUGGUUUGCUGGUCGCCUUCCCAUCGAGGCGGUCUUGGACCCCUCGGCGCUCUUGAGUUUGACCCAACCUCUCGAGGGCAGAGGUUUGGGGCUUCUCCUUGUGAUGUUUAUCCUUGGAUUGAACCUCUUGGGAGGUGGUGUCUUGCGCUACGACCCCCUCGGCGUUGCCAAUCCGCAUUAUGGGAUUGUUGAACAUAAGAGGGGGUGGUAGACAAACGGAGUUUCCCCCAAAGUAGGGUUGGAGUGGUGCCUGAGUGACGAAGGCUCCAGGGUUGAGAGCCAUGUUAUGGACAAAGGCCGCAAAGGCAGCCUGAAGAUCGAUGGCUGGGGCCGGAGGGGGAACUUGGUUCUCACUCUGAUCCCUCCUUCCAUUUUUUUUCUUCUUCAGGAAAUACCCUACCUUUUAUUGAAUAGAAAAGGAAGUACAAAGAGUAGGAGGACCAGACCAAAGCCUACUCAAAUGAGAUUACAUAAGGAUAACUAAUCGCAUCAAAUUUUAUGAUUCCUACAAAAUGAUUAUAGUGACAAUUAUUUGUAGCUAUGGAAAUACUCUUGUAAGCUAAGUACUCUGCGGGCUGCGGCUGUAUUGAUCUUUGGAUGAAUGAGUACAAUUGUCCAAUUAAUGUCCAUAAGGGUUCUUUUGAUUUUCCGAAUACGAGGCCAAUACCGCCAAUGCUGAAGUGAAAUGCCCCGAAUGCCUUCAUAUACAUCGCUAUUAUCAACCUCAAGAAUAAUAUUUUUAUUUUUACUCUUGAUAUUGAUAAUGGUUUGAUAGAUGGCAUCAUAGGCAGCAAUGCUAUUGUCACUGGUGCUGCUGAUGUAUGUCAUAUGACCUUUGUAAGUGCCAAAUUCAUCACGAAAAAGUGCAGCAGUUCUUGCAAGAGUUUGUUUAAUAUGACGUGUGGCAAAGUUGAUCUUUUGGUAGGAAGGAGGAGGCUUAUUCCAAAUGGUAAUGUUGGGGAUUAUCUUGGUUUUUUUUGGUGGAGUAGUAAUAAGGUUGAAAGUGUUUUGAGCAUUGUUGGAGAGAAAAGGUCGAACAUGGGAAAUUGCAAAAAUGUCAGUUUUGAUAGCAUUUAUCGCCUCAGGAAGGUAGGCCGUUUUAUUAUCAUAAAGAAAUUGAUUUCGUAUCUUCCAAAGAUUCCAAACAACCAUAUUAGGAAUGACAUAGUUGAAAUCAACAAUUUUACCCUUGAAAUCUUUAUACCAGCCCAUCAAAUAGGUUUGAAAAUUAUUGUUAGAAUUAGGCUUGUAUUGUAAAAUAGAUUCAAAGUGGUUCCACACUUUUUUGCUGAAAGAACAAUUAAGGAAAAAAUGGUUGAUGGUGUCCGCGUAUGGGCAAAAAGGGCAUUUAAAGGGUCCAAAAAUUCCAAUUUGGUUAAGUUUGUCCUCGAAUGGAAGAAUACGAUUAUCGAUUCUCCAGAGGAAAAACGAGACCUUUUUAGGGGUCCGAUUGUUCCAAAGGAAUUUAAAAUCGGGGUUUUCAUUCAUUUUGGGCCUUAAAACAUCAUAGGCAUUACAAAAACUGAAUUUGCCAUUCGGGUUAGGUUUCCAAAGAUAGGCAUCAUCGCAUUCAGUAAAAUGGACUUUGGUUUCCUUUAUUUGAUCUGCCAGGAUUUUAGGGAGGCAGGUAUGGAUAGCUGGAAUCAGGUCAUUGUUAUGCAUAGCAUCUUUUAUGGUAAGGUUACUCACAGAAAUGGGGAUAUCAUCAUGCAGGAGGUAAAUGGGCCCAAGCUCACACCAGUUUGAGAACCAAAAAGAGCUAUUUCCCUUGUUUACCUGAAUACAAGCAUUAUCAUAAAAAAUUUGUUCCAUAGAGCUAAGGGCCUUAUGCAUAACAGAGCGAGUAUUGUCUUUAAGGGCAUUAUACCAAUUAGCCCAGAGCCCGUUUUUAGUCUUGGUUUUCCACUGUAAUUUAAGAAAGAAGGCAUUUUGAGUAUGUUGUAAGCUACGAAAACCCAGCCCAUUUUUAGAAAUAGGGUAGCAGCAACAGCUCCAGCUACGCCAAAUGUGUUUAGGAUUAUCAGUACUUCUAUCCCACAGAAAGUUAGAAAGCUUUCUCUCCAUUUUUUGAAUAAUAGUACGAGGAAGGGGGGAAACAGCCAUAUGAUAAAGGGGGAGGGUACUAAGAACAAGUUGAAUAAGAAUCAUCCUCCCACCAACAGAGAGAAGUUUCUGCUUCCAUCCAGCCAACUUAUUAUCCAUUUUGACUAAAAUAUGAUCAAAGUAUGAAGCAAGUGUUCUCCCAGUAAAAAUAUUAGCACCGAGGUAGGUAAAAGGGAGGGAACCUUUUUUAAUAUUGAAAAUAUCAUCUACAAUCUUAAAGGCAUGAUUCUUAGCAUGUUUAGAAACAAUAUAAAAACUCUUAUCUUUGCUAAUGAGCUGACCUGAAAAGUUUCCAUAGUCACUGAUUGAUUUUUCUAACAAGGUAAGAGUACGUUUUUCAGCAUUAGCAAAAACAAUCAAAUCAUCAGCAAAAGAUAAAUGAUUAAUAUUGGGCAUACCUUUGAGAGUGUAAUACUGCAUCACCUUACCAGAAUUAAAUAGAGAAUUUAGAUGGCGAGUGAGGACUUCUGAAACAAUGAUAAACAAAAUAGGGGAGAGAGGGUCCCCUUGUUUGACUCCCCUACUAGGUUUAAAAAAACCUUUAGCACUAGUACAAAAAAGGCAUUCUACAUCACACUUUUAACAUGAGUUAUCCCAUAACCCAUGUGGAAUAGCCACACGGGGUCAUAUUUACAAUUUUAAUAAAUUAAUCUACAUCGGGUGUUUGUAUAACUGAAGUCAAAGAGGAAAACGGGGUGCAUUUUAGAAUUUAAUAAAAUUUUCUACAUUGGUUACAAUCUUACGUGAUGUGAAAGGAAAAACGGGGUACUUUUUAGAAUAAAAAAAAGUUAUGUUUCACAUCAGUUAUACUCGAUGUAGAAGUUGCUUAAAAAACUAAUGAUGCCUUAUUCCAAAUAGAACCGAUCUGGACGAAUCUACUUUAAAUAAUAAUCGCUUGUAUCAAUUCAUUCACUUUAACUUUACAUCCUCAAACUAUUCGUAGAACCCUAGAAUAAUUGCCUUAUUCACAAAUUUGACUCGCGAACAGAGAAUGUCGAAGCUCCUCGACGGGGAUCACUACACCGAUGAACACAACGACAACGGAUUCUAUUGAUGUACUAACAGAUACAUCGAUCAACACAUCCUCGAGCAAACAUAGUAAGUCAAAGCUCUUUGACGUCAAACCAACCGAUGAGCGAACAGAAUUGGUCGAAGGUCCUUGACGUCACCCUCCUUCACUAGGUUUGUUGCUGGUGUUUUAUUUCAAAUCUUAAAGAGCUCGGCAUCUUUCGGUUUACCACACAUUGGAUUGUUCAUAAGGUAACGCCCGCAUGGUCUUUGGUAAAAUGCCGUAAUGAAGAUUUUAAAUUUUUCUGAAAUUUAUUUCCUUUUGAUUUUCUUGAUUAAAAUACUUUGAUAUGUAUUCUUUCUGAUAUGUAUUUUUUAUAUUUUCUGAAAUUUAUGAAUAAAUAAUGAGUGGAUAUUGUGGAGUUGUUGAUUUAGUUCUAUAGAUGCUUUUAGGCAUCUGUCACUUGAUACUACAUGGCAGCAACUAGCAGCUUAGGAAUCCAUUCAUUUGUGAUACGAUUUUUUGAUGAUCUUCCUCUAAAUAUUUUAGCUCUUCUUAUUCAUUAGGCAGAGGCAUUAGAGCGAAAAUGAAAAUGUUCUAAAUUAUAAGAUCUUUCCCAUCUUAUAUUGGUCCUUAAUACGGAGUAGUUAAUACAUUACGAAGAGAUCAGACUUCAAUGUCUCCUUGAGAGUUUUUUAAUUGUUGGUUUAAUUGCUUCUGAAUCAUACACUGUAUACAUAAUACUUAUGAUAACCUGGAGUUGGCUCAUACGAUUAUACGGAUAGGCUAUUUUUUGUGCAUGAGAGGCGUUUCUAUGAAAGAAUUCUCAAGUUUAUUCCAGAAUUGCAGAUUAUGCUUAUUUAAUACUCCAUAUUAUAUAAAAAAUUACGAAGUAUUUACUUACAACGUACAUACUAUUAAUUGCAAGUGUUGUUUCCUACUAUUUAAAUAUUUUGUACGUGCUUUAUAUAUGAAAAGUUUUUUCCAAAAGUUAAUAAUAAAAGAAAAACUUCUAUUACAGCUCCAUUCCUUUUGCAAAAGUUGAUGUUCAAACACUUGGUGAAAUAAAUCCCGGUGCUAUGGCUACGGCUAAGGUAACAACAUAUAUAACAUUCUUAUGUAUUCCAUUUUAAUAUUUCUUCCCCCUGCCCCACAUUCAUGUCAAACCUCCAGAAUAAAUCAUAUGGUCUAAAUUAAGGCAGAGCUUUAUAUCUUGUUUUGACCUGUGCACUUGUGCAGAUCAUUACAGAGACAGAAAAGUAGUAGAUUAUGAAGUCCGCCUUUUGAAUGUGAACAGAAGAAUUAGUUAUACAUUUAUCUUGUUUUGCUUCUUUAGUUUUCCAUCCCUUUUCACUAUUCUGAAUUGUCUUCCUUUGUUUUCCUUAAAUAUGGAUGAUAAUAAGUAGUGAUAUUUUGGUUUUACUUUCUUCAGGUUUAAAGUGUUAAAGAUGCUCUUUUGAUCCAUUGGUUUUACUUUCUGCAGGUUUUCACCUCUCUAUCUACUACUCCGUAUUUGAGAUGUUUUUGCUUCUUUUUUAACUCUCCUCCUUGAAUUAAGAAUUUCACUUCUAUAGAUUAUUAAACUAGUUGAUGGGUGUAAUAAUUUAUUUUUAAGAGCAUUAUAUGUAUCUGUGUUUGUGUUAGUAUGAGAUUAGCUACAUAUUCAGUGUAUGCUAAUAUAACAAUAAUUCAUUGUGUUUGACCGUUCAUGCAUUUUUAUUUCACAAAGAUUGUUGAUAAUUACUUUUUGUUCAAUUUACAUUACACACACAUAUACAUAUAUUAAUAGCCUAGUAGGUCUGAUAGGUGUGAUGGAUCCUUAUCAUGGUCUUUAGAGUAAUGAAUGACUCUAGACACACAUGCAUAUAUGGGUGCUCUUUAUUUAGUCAAAUUUUAGUAUUUUAUAUGUAUUGAGUCAAUAGAUCAGAUUUGUGUCAUAAUUGAUCAUUUGUACCUAUAUGCUUUUAGUUAUUGUAAUACCGACUAGUAUUUUUCAUUUCAUGAGUUGUUGCAGGUGCCUAUGGAAAAUAUUAAAUGGAAAUGGUGGAAGAUGACUAUAGUUGGUGCAAGACAACAAGACAGUAGGAGGUAGUGGGUCAUCAGUUGAAAAGUUGAAGUAAAUACCCGUAGUAAUAUUUAUGUUUUUCAGAUUCUGUUGUUACUACAUAGAUAUUACCAGGUGUUGAUAUUCUAGAAAUAUCAGGGCAUUUUUAAUUCUUCUUUUUUUAGGAGUUAAAAGCAUAUAAAGAUGAGAUCAGUUAUCUUAAUUUGUUGUAUUCAUACAAUUAUUAUGAAUAUUAUUAUAGUUUGUGGAUUUGGGAUGAUAUUGAAUACUCCGUAGUUAUUUUAACUUGUGAACUUAUAAUUUAUUGAAAUGUUGUGCAA
This is a messenger RNA of Cuscuta epithymum, 29325 nucleotides long. The record is from the annotation of a GenBank genome assembly. NCBI's taxonomy places the organism in Eukaryota, Viridiplantae, Streptophyta, Magnoliopsida, Solanales, Convolvulaceae.